This is a messenger RNA of Aspergillus alliaceus, 1742 nucleotides long. Its product is annotated as oleate delta-12 desaturase odeA. NCBI's taxonomy places the organism in Eukaryota, Fungi, Ascomycota, Eurotiomycetes, Eurotiales, Aspergillaceae. Gene Ontology annotation, molecular function: oxidoreductase activity. The record is from RefSeq and is a predicted model, not a curated record. Gene Ontology annotation, biological process: lipid metabolic process. The coding region runs from base 129 to 1529 and encodes 466 amino acids. The transcript is spliced from 4 exons.
AAUUGUUUGGUUUGGUUUGGUUCCUUUUCUGGCCUUUCCUGGUGCCUUUUGAGAUCGUGUAACCUCCAAGCCUUCGGAGUCAUCCACUGCAAUCGCGGGAACCCCCUAGACGGUCAAGAGCAUUCAAGAUGUCUUCCACAGCCAUCCCGAAGCGCGUUGCGCUGAACCGCAACCCAGGCACGGAUUCCUCGGUCCCCAGCGUCUCGGCGUCGCCCUUUGACAGCCCGCGUCAUUCCCCGUCCUCGACCUCACUGUCUUCGAUGGCGUCCGAUGUCGAGAACAAGACCAAGAUGCUGGACACCUAUGGAAACGAGUUCAAGAUCCCCGACUACACGAUCAAGCAGAUCCGGGACGCCAUCCCCGCCCACUGUUUUGAGCGGAGUCCGGCCAUCAGCUUGUACUAUGUGUUCCGCGACAUCGCCAUCUUGGCCUCCAUCUUCUAUGUCUUCCACAACUAUGUCACUCCCGAGACCAUCCCCUCCAUGCCGCUGCGCGUUGCCCUGUGGACCAUCUAUACCGUCGUCCAGGGUAUGGUCGGUACCGGCGUCUGGGUCUUGGCUCACGAGUGUGGUCACCAGGCUUUCUCCCCGUCCAAGGUGUUGAACGACACUGUGGGCUGGAUCUGCCAUUCCGCCUUGUUGGUGCCCUACUUCUCCUGGAAGAUCUCCCACGGUAAGCACCACAAGGCCACUGGUAACCUCGCCCGUGAUAUGGUCUUCGUGCCCAAGACCCGCGAGGAGUACGCCUCCCGCGUCGGCAAGGCCAUCCACGAGCUCAACGAAUUGAUGGAGGAGACUCCCAUUGCGACGGCCACCAACCUCCUUCUCCAGCAGCUGUUCGGCUGGCCCAUGUACCUCCUGACCAACGUCACCGGCCACAACAACCAUGAACGCCAGCCCGAGGGCCGCGGAAAGGGAAAGCGCAAUGGCUACUUCGGCGGUGUCAACCACUUCAACCCUAGCAGCCCUCUCUAUGAGGCCAAGGAUGCUAAGCUGAUUGCCCUGAGUGACCUGGGACUCGCCAUCACCGGAUCCAUCCUCUAUUACGUCGGUUCCACCUAUGGUUGGCUCAACCUCCUGGUGUGGUAUGGGAUUCCUUAUCUCUGGGUGAACCACUGGCUGGUUGCCAUCACUUACCUCCAGCACACCGACCCCACCCUUCCUCACUACAAGCCCGAGGUGUGGAACUUUGCUCGUGGAGCUGCUGCUACCAUUGACCGUGAUUUCGGCUUUGUCGGCCGUCACAUCUUCCACGGCAUCAUCGAAACCCACGUUCUCCACCACUACGUCAGCACUAUCCCCUUCUACAAUGCCGACGAGGCUAGCGAGGCUAUCCAGAAGGUCAUGGGUAGCCACUACCGCACCGAGGCCCACACCGGCUGGACUGGAUUCUUCAAGGCUCUCUGGACCAGCUCUCGCGUCUGCCACUGGGUAGAGCCCACCGAGGGAUCCAAGGGCGAGAGCGAAGGUGUACUCUUCUACCGUAAUACCAACGGCGUCGGAGUUCCUCCGGCCAAGCUUUCCAAAUAGAUGUUUGUUGAUAUAGAACGGCUAUCUUUUUUCCAUUUCCGUGUGGUGCUCUCGCAGGAUCGAGUGGCCACGAUCUGGACACUCAUCGUCAUGGCAUAGAGCAGCUGCGAAUUGAUCGAUUGAAUCUGAACUGUUGAAGGCGUAUCUGGGGAUUAAGAUCUUGGUGAAAGUAUCAUAUAUUUGUUUAAUCACGAUUAAUCUGGGGCGUCUUUU